GAAGUGUUAAAAUCCUACAAUUCCCUCCAUUUCCCUAUUCUCCAAAUUCAAUCUUCAAAAUCUUAGCUAGACUGAUCCCCAUCUGCAAGUUCAUAUCUUUUCAUGGACCUCCUUCAAUCAUACGCUGAUAACGACGAUGUCGAUCUACAACAAUCACCGCCGCCGCCAUCAGAUAUGACAGAAUCAGCAGAUGGGAACGAUAACUCAUCACCAGACUCUUCCCCAGUUCGAAUCUCUCUCCCUUCCAAAUCCGCCGCACCUAAAGUCGACGAUACAACGCUAGCGCUUACUGUCGCCCAAGCGAAUCGUGCCCUAUCCAAGCCCUUAGACCCAUCUCAGCAUGUCGUCGCUUUCAAUCCCACUUUCGACCAGCUCUGGGCACCAAUUUAUGGCCCUGCUCAUCCUUUUGCUAAAGAUGGAAUUGCUCAGGGUAUGCGGAAUCAUAAACUAGGGUUUGUUGAAAAUGCUGCGAUUGAGCCUUUUGUUUUCGAUGAGCAGUAUAAUACUUUUCAUAAAUUUGGGUAUGCUGCUGAUCCAUCUGCCUCUGCUGGGAAUAAUUAUAUUGGCGAUCUGGAUAAAUUGAAGGAUACUGAUGGGAUUUCAGUGUAUAAUAUACCACAACAUGAGCAGAAAAAGAGGAGGAUUGAGAAGAAGAAGAAGCAGGCGGAGGAAGAUGAUAUGGAGGCUGACGAGAAUGAUUUGGUGAAGGAUGACUUUGAUAAUCCGGCUACAGAUGCUUGGCUUUUGAAGAAUAAAAAGAGUCCUUGGGCAGGGAAGAAAGAAGGUAUUCAAGGUGAAUUAACUGACGAUCAGAAGAAAUAUGCUGAGGAGUACGCAAAGAAGAAGGAGGAGAAAGAACACGGGCAUGGUGACAAGGGAGAAGCUAUUUCUGAUAAGAGUACAUUCCAUGGGAAGGAGGAGAAAGAUUAUCAAGGAAGGUCUUGGAUUUCACCUCCAAAGGAUGCUAAAGCAAUGAAUGAGCACUGCUACGUGCCCAAGAGAUUAGUUCAUACGUGGAGUGGACAUACAAAGGGUGUUUCAGCUAUUCGAUUCUUCCCCAAACAUGGUCAUUUGAUACUUUCUGCAGGGAUGGACACAAAGGUGAAGAUCUGGGAUGUGAUGAAUUCGGGAAAAUGUAUGCGUACUUACAUGGGUCAUGGAAAGGCAGUUCGGGAUAUUUGGUUUUCAAACGAUGGAUCAAAGUUUUUAUCUGCUGGAUAUGAUAAGAAUAUCAAGUAUUGGGAUACUGAAACAGGGCAGGUGAUAUCCACGUUUUCAACUGGUAAGGUACCUUACGUAGUAAGGUUGAAUCCUGAUGAGGAUAAGCAAAACAUUCUUCUGGCAGGUAUGAGUGAUAAGAAGAUUGUUCAGUGGGAUAUAAACACUGGACAGAUCACUCAAGAGUAUGAUCAGCAUCUGGGAGCGGUUAAUACAAUUACUUUUGUGGACAACAAUAGGAGAUUUGUCACUUCAAGUGAUGAUAAAUCUCUUCGUGUUUGGGAAUAUGGGAUACCUGUAGUUAUAAAGUAUAUUAGUGAGCCUCACAUGCAUUCUAUGCCUUCAAUUGCGCUACACCCAAACUCAAACUGGCUUGCUGCACAGAGUUUGGACAAUCAGAUUCUUAUAUACGGAACCAGAGAGAGAUUUCAACUGAACAAGAAGAAAAGAUUUGCUGGGCACAUAGUUGCUGGAUAUGCUUGCCAGGUCAAUUUUUCACCGGAUGGAAGGUUUGUCAUGUCAGGAGAUGGGGAGGGAAGAUGUUGGUUCUGGGAUUGGAAAAGUUGCAGAGUUUUUAAAACCCUGAAAUGCCACAAUGGAGUUUGUAUUGGCUGUGAGUGGCAUCCACUCGAACAAAGUAAAGUCGCAACAUGUGGCUGGGAUGGCUUAAUCAAGUACUGGGACUAGCUUUUACAAAUCCCAAGUCCAGAUGGUGGUGUAUUAGAUGUGGCGAUUGAUGAAUUUGGCUGCAGUGGUGGUGUAAUAUGGAGAAUCAGAAUCCUCCUUAGAGGCUAAGAUGUGUAAUUUGGAUUAGUUACUUCAGAAUUUGCUACAGUUUGAUCCCGGUUUUUUAAAUUUGAAAUAUUUGUGUUAAUGAGUUGCAUUUUCAUCC
This is a messenger RNA of Impatiens glandulifera, 2110 nucleotides long. RefSeq names its product pre-mRNA-processing factor 17. Lineage: Eukaryota; Viridiplantae; Streptophyta; Magnoliopsida; Ericales; Balsaminaceae. The record is from RefSeq and is a predicted model, not a curated record. Gene Ontology annotation, cellular component: catalytic step 2 spliceosome. Gene Ontology annotation, molecular function: mRNA binding; protein binding. The transcript has 2 exons. The coding region runs from base 103 to 1905 and encodes 600 amino acids. Gene Ontology annotation, biological process: mRNA splicing, via spliceosome.